CUGUACACAAUUCUAAGCUUGCACGGUCGACAAGUAUGGAUGAAUUGUCUCGGAAUGAAAGCAUUCAGACUGUCGAUAGAACUAGCAGAAGUCCUACGCCGUCAGUGCCCCGCCGACGUCUCCGUUGUUUUGCCUAUGCAGCAGUGCUACUGGUAUGCGGCUAUCUCAACUACGCCUGCACCUACUUGUCUACUACUUUCUACCCUCAGGAGGCCAAAGCUAGGAAAGGAUCAAGAGCUGACACUCUUGUUGGUGUUAUGAUAGGCGGCAAUCAACUGUCUGCUGUCAUUGCCGCCUUGGUUGUUGGAGCGCACAUGAACAGGCUGGGUGUGAAGUUCAUACUUUUGGCUGCGCCGUUUCUCGUUGGAGGUUGUACUGUGAUUUUUGGCUUCCUUGAGGAUGUGGACUCGUGGACGCCAUUUAUUUGCCUCAGUAUUGCUAUCUAUUUUGUGAUGGGAUUUGGACAGACGGCAUUUACGACAGCUGCUAAUACUGUAGUUGUUACUAUGUUUCCUUCUCAUGUGGCUGUUGUCUGGGCUGUGGUGGAAUUUGCUCUCGGACUUGGGUUUAUUACCAGUGCACCACUUGGGGGAUGGUUGUAUGACACAAAGGGGUUUUUCUUUCCUUUUGUUGUCAUAGGAGGAGCGUUGCUGCUAUUCAUUCCAUUGUUGCUCGUCUUCCGAUCAGAUACUCACUUCAUUUCCAGACAAGUUGUUACUGGCAAUCGAAUGUCCAUGUGGGCGCUGCUAAAGAUGAUACCUGUGCUGGUAGUUUGUGUGAAUCAAUUGCUCUCAUUGGCACCUCUGGCAAGUUUUCAGACUUCUUUGGCUUUGUAUCUCGGCAACACGUAUGGCUGGCGUGCAACUCAAAUUGGAUUGCUGUUUCUCAUAUUAGGAGGAACUUAUGUUGGAUCUUCAAUUGCUGUUGGUGCUCUAAUUGAUGCCACUAAUCCACGAGUUAUGAUGAUCAUAGGAUUACUGAUGGAAGGAUGUGGAUUGUUGUAUAUUGCGCCGUCUUUUCUGUUUACAUCUCUCUCUCCUGAGCCCUGGCUUGUGUAUAUGGCUAUGGCACUGAUUGGAUUUGGAUUGUCGCUGAUUACGACGUCGGCACCCCCAGACAUAAUUGCCACUGCUGUCUCGAGAGGAUACAAAAAAGAUAUGUCAUUGAAUGGCGUAGUAGCAGGUGUGAUAGGUGCAGCAACUUUUUUAUCAGGAGCCCUGUUUUCACCAAUAGCUGGAGCUCUGACUGCUUCCUAUGGCUUUCGCCACACCACAACUUACUUUGCUUUCGGCAUUUUCCUGCAAUUUGUUGUGACCAUUAUAAUCAGUGUAAUUGAGAAAGGAACCUUUUUGAAAAUUUAUAGGCAACCAGUUACUAAUGAAAUUUGAUCACUUUAAAUAGUUUUUUGUUGUUGAUACUUUUUGCAUUACAGCAACAGGUCAGUGCAAUCGAUGUUUCUACUCUAUGUUCAUGUUCAGAUGCAGAGAAACUUGAGUGCUUGAUCAAGGCUGCUAUCAUUGAAACAAUCUAUCUGAGGAUUCACUAAACAUUUUAAUUAACACCUGUGUACUUUUAAUAGCAUGAAAAUGAGACAUAGCGUAUAUGAAUAAUUUAUGUUUCUACAAACUAAAUAACUGACGUUGACCAGGGUUUUAUACAGAAAUUUCAGAUUGGUGGGGAAUUUUUACUAUGGUAUGGCAACGCCCACUCUUCAUAUUGAUAUUAAUUGGAAUCUCCCAGAUACAUUUCUAAGCUAUUAAUUAAAUUAGGGCAUAUAUGACAAAAAUGAAAUACAAAACGCUUUCAGAUUUGUAUGGUCAACCAUGUAAUAUUCGAUUUGAUGGAAGUGUGCACCUCUCCUGAGGUCACUAAUGGAUGCGGCUAAUGUCACGCCAUGCAGAAGAAAUGAAACAGAAAAAGAAAAAGUUAAUGGAGAAACAAGCAAUGCAUGUCAGAGACAUUCAACCUGAAAAAAACUUGAAAGAUUUGGAAUUUGCAGAGACAAAAUCAGAAGA
Messenger RNA from Corticium candelabrum, 2015 nucleotides. Its product is annotated as MFS-type transporter SLC18B1-like. The record is from RefSeq and is a predicted model, not a curated record. The transcript has a single exon. Gene Ontology annotation, biological process: transmembrane transport. Gene Ontology annotation, molecular function: transmembrane transporter activity. NCBI's taxonomy places the organism in Eukaryota, Metazoa, Porifera, Homoscleromorpha, Homosclerophorida, Plakinidae. Bases 36 to 1388 code for a protein of 450 amino acids.